AUGCCCCCCAGAGCAUCCAACAAACGGACACAUUUGACGGCAUCCUCGUCUGACCUGCCUCAGAGCAGUCGUCCCACAAAAGCUCCCCGGCUCCCAUCUUCGUCCUCACCUUUAACUCAACCCACUGAUGUCGGUCUGAGUCAGCAUGCGGUUGGAUAUUCCAAUGCCACGUCUAGUUUUGCUAGAAACUUUCCGAGCCAAUCUUCGGCAUCACAGUCGAAUAUUUAUGAGGAUGAAGAUCCCAACUCGAUUGUCCUUACCCAGGUCGACGAUGGCCCGCUGCGAGAACUGUAUGGUUCCUUUGAUGGUAAGAUCGUCGGGGUGAGAUACUAUAACGGAAUGGCCUCCGCGGGAGAAGUGGUUAUCUGCACUAGAGAACCUUCAAAUCCGUACGACUCGAACGCCAUUCGAGUUGAUAACGUGCUUGGUCGUCAGAUUGGUCACAUCCCAAGAACAGUGGCUGCCAAACUUGCACCCUAUAUUGACAGCGGAGCGAUUUCCAUCGAAGCCACCCUCACAGGUGAAAAAGGCUAUUACGACUGGCCCGUCCGUAUUUCUAUCUACGGUACUAGUGAUCCCGUGGGCCGUGCGGAGCUCGAAGAACGCCUAAAGAAAGAUAGGCUUGUAUCAGCAAUUCAGCUUAAGCAGACCCGGAAGGAGAACGAGAAACGGCGGGGGGCUAUGGGCCUGAAGAGUGGUCGUAGCUCUGUCGGGUUUGCUGUUGACGAGCCUGAAAGCCUGUCGCUAGAAGAGUUGGCAAAGACUAGCCAAGUCGUGAACCUACGUAUGGGCGGGGACGUCAUUCAGAAAUUGGCCAUGAGCGAGGAUCAGCUCGCCCAGAUGCCCCUUGCUGAGCAGCCGAAUGAGCUGAAAGCCCAGUUGCUUCCAUAUCAGCUGCAGGGGUUGGCUUGGCUGAGGGAGAAAGAGAACCCGACGUUUCCAGAGCCGGGCUCUCCAGACUCAGUUCAGCUUUGGAAACGUGAUGCACAAGGCCGCUAUGUUAACCUUGCUACUAAUUUCACCGUUGGCACCCCCCCCGAUCUGCUGUCGGGCGGCAUCCUCGCCGAUGAUAUGGGUCUCGGUAAAACGCUUCAAAUCAUCAGUUUGAUCAUGACAGGAGGCGAAGGCAGCACGCUCAUUGUUGCGCCAGUUGGUGUAAUGAGCAACUGGGAGCAGCAAAUCCGACGCCAUGUCGCCAAGGAACAUAUACCUUCCGUGGUUAUCUACCACGGAGGUAACCGACACACGUUGGCAGAAUCUCUUAAGGAUCAGAAAAUCGUCAUCACCAGUUACGGCACCUUAAGUAGCGACACGAUCUACGGCCCUCUAUCGAAAAUCCAAUGGCGGCGUGUUGUGCUUGAUGAAGCACACAGCAUCCGUAAUCCAAAGACAAACGCAGCUCUGGCUGCUUGCGCCCUCAGCGCGAAGUCGAGAUGGGCCUUGACUGGCACACCCAUCGUUAAUAAUAUUAAAGACUUCCAGUCCCUCCUCAAGUUCCUCCGAAUCACCGGAGGCCUGGAACAGUCUGAAAUUUUCAAUGCUGUUAUUGCCAGACCGCUUUCGUACGGAGAUGCACGGGCUGAGGCUCUUCUGCAAGCCCUCAUAAAGGACAUUUGCUUGAGGCGUAGGAAAGAUAUGAAUUUUGUUGAUCUCAGACUUCCUCCCAAAACCGAGUACAUUCACCGCAUCGCCUUCUGGCCGGAAGAAAAGAAGAAAUACGGUGCUUUGCUUGCCGAAGCUCAGGGUGCUCUGGAAGAGUAUCAAAACAGGUCUCUUCUGGGCCAGAAGGUGCGGUUUCAGAGUGUUCUUGAGCGGCUCUUGCGCCUUCGACAGAUAUGUAACCACUGGGCCUUGUGCAAGGAGCGGAUUAAUGAUUUGAUGAAACUUCUUGAGGAGCAGGAUGUAGUGCCUCUCACUCCAGAGAAUCGGCGUCUGCUGCAGGAAGCUCUCCAGCUUUUCAUAGAAAGCCAAGACGAGUGCCCUGUUUGUUACGACGUGAUGAUCGACCCUGUGAUCACUCACUGCAAACAUCCUUUUUGCAGGAAGUGCAUUACCAAGGUUAUUAAGCUUCAACACAAGUGUCCCAUGUGCCGCGCUGAGCUCUCUGAGGACAAGCUUAUCGAUCCCCCUCCCGAACACUCUGCUGAGGAGGAGAAAAAGACCCUCGACACAGAGGCAAAGAGUUCCAAAAUCGAGGCCCUUCUCAAGAUCCUUCAAGCGACGCUGAAAAAUGACCAAUCCAAGGUCAUCAUCUUUUCGCAGUGGACCUCUUUCUUGACUAUCAUUCAGCGCCAACUAGACGAAGCAGGAUAUACUUAUGUCCGUCUUGAUGGGAGCAUGAGCACAGGCCAGCGCGAUGCAGCCGUUAGAGCACUCGACAAUGACCCCAAGACCCGAAUCAUGCUCGCAAGUCUCAGUGUCUGCAGUGUCGGGUUAAACUUGGUUGCUGCAGACACAGUUAUCCUGGCUGACAGUUGGUGGGCUCCUGCUAUCGAGGACCAGGCUGUCGACCGCGUCCAUCGGCUCGGCCAAACCCGGCCAACAACUGUCUGGAGGCUGGUCAUGGAGAACAGCGUUGAAGAACGCGUGCUUGAUAUCCAAGCUGAGAAGCGAGAGCUGGUCAGCAAGGCUUUCCAGGAGAAGGCUAGCAAGCAGAAGAAGACCAAGGAAACGCGUAUGGCGGAUGUUAUGAAGCUGCUUUCUUGA
Messenger RNA from Thermochaetoides thermophila DSM 1495, 2706 nucleotides. RefSeq names its product helicase-like protein. NCBI's taxonomy places the organism in Eukaryota, Fungi, Ascomycota, Sordariomycetes, Sordariales, Chaetomiaceae. The transcript has 7 exons. Gene Ontology annotation, molecular function: nucleic acid binding; zinc ion binding; hydrolase activity, acting on acid anhydrides, in phosphorus-containing anhydrides. The coding region runs from base 1 to 2706 and encodes 901 amino acids. The record is from RefSeq and is a predicted model, not a curated record.